CUUUUGUAUAAAUAGGAAAGUCUUUCAUGCAUGGAGUGUUUUGAAUUUGAAAUCAACCAAACUUUAAAAUCCAUAUGGAAAAUGAAAAAUAACUCUAUAUGGAUGGAACAGUAGUGAAAUGGCGCGAAAAGGAAUGGGAUUUCAUGGUGGGAAUAUUGUCGAUACCGAUACAUUAUAUAACAAUGUGGAUUAAGAUUUUGCAAUUUCAAGAGAGGUUAACAUACUCAAAUUCAUUUUUAGAUAUGAAAAAACCACCCGAUCAACCAGACCUAAUUACUAUUGAUCUUAUAAUACACAAAAAUCUAUACAUACAAGGGAGAUUUGAGCUAGAGGUGCUAGUGGUGGCACUAGCUGCUGAAUAUGAUUAUUCAGAUGAAUAUUCAUACGGAGACGAACGUCCAGCAGCAGAUUAUACCAAAUACUUCAAUCAAGUUGGUGCAGCUUCAGGGGUAGUAGCCAAUAAACAAGAAAAACCCCAGGAAUCAUUCGGUUUCAUCCCACCAGCUGAAUUCGAAUCAUUUUUCAACACCCCGUUGACUCAUUUCGGUGCCGAAGCCAAAGCUUCAAAUGCUCCCCAAGCAUUUUUACCUCAACCGAAGAAAUUGACUCCGUUUGAUGCUUUUAGGCAAACAGCAGCUGUGGAACCCAAGGAUUAUUUUGAAGAAAGUCAAAAGAAUCAGGAAAGUGUUAAACCGGGACCGCAUUAUGUCAGUCAUCAAGUUCCUGCUCCUGAGAAUUAUGACGCCGAAGAAAGGGCUCAGAGUAAGGAUGAUGUUGAAACUAUUCCUCCACCGUUGAAUAAGAAACAUAAGAAGGUUAAACCUGUAACUCCAUCGUACGACACCUACGACGACCUAGACGUCAUAACUAAAACCAACGAACAAGUAAACGAACCCAAAAUCAAUCCUUUGGCCUACUACGGAACAAAAUCGGCUAACUACGAAACUGGAAAAUCUUCGUCAACAGUUUCCCAAUAUCCAGCCGCAGCUGGAUACCUUUCCAGCCUGAAAAUCCCCACAACCACUGUGACCACCCCAUACCAAAAAUAUAGCUAUCAGCCAAUCAACUAUGAAGCUUUACAAUCCAAGUAUUUAGAAGCUCUAGUUAGUACUCCUAGUACUAAUAUCGAUGAUAAUGGGGCUGCGCAUUCGGAAAACGCACCAGAGAAUCUUAAAAAUAAAGACUGCAGAAAAAUCCAUAGUCCAGAAAACGCCGAAAACAUGAACUGCUUCGUAUGCGAAGACGCCCCAAACAAAUCCAAAUACACUCAAUGUUCCUACAAAUCCAGCGAGGAACCUGUAAAUGAAUUUGCAGGAAGUUCCAUAAGAUACUCUUCACCUGUAAAGGCUCCAAUUGGUUUCAGACACAAAAGAAGUCCACGCAAAGGUAAGUACAGCGACGAUCCCUAUUUCCAAGUUUCCCAAAGGAACAGGAAAUAUUUCGAAGACUACGACAAGGAACAACAAGCAGCCGAAAGCGAACGUCAAAAGGACUUCCACUACAAACCUUACCAGCCUGAAGAAUACGAAAGUUACUCAGAGAGUCAAAGUUCCGAAAUCUUAAAACAACCAGGCGCUUGUAAAAAAGUUGACCGCAAAGGCAUGACUUGUACUGUUUGCAAAGACCCUAAAACUGGAGGUAAUUUCGAACAGUGCUCCUAUACUUCGGCUCCUAAAGAAAACAAAUACGCUUAUGUAGCCGAGAAAAAGUAUGAUAGCGAAGAUGAUGAGCCAGAAGAAACCAAAACUGUAACAAAACAAAGUUCUGAAGAAGCUUCUACUGCUAAACCUGAUGAGUUAGAAGUUGCUGCUUCAACUGUUGAAGAAACUGAAGUAGAAAAUGAUGAAGAAGAAAAAGAAGAAUCUGAUGAUGAUGAUGAAAGUGAGGCACCUGCAUUCAAUUACCAAGAGCUUAAAAAAGAAAAAGCACUCAUCAACGAUGACCCUUACAACGUACCUGAACACUUUGCCGAAAGUGUAAGUAACAAAAAAACCACAGAAGACAAUAAUAAUAAUGAAGAAAACUUUGACGAAUACCACUACAAACUCUUCCCUGAAUUAAACAACAAAGAAGAAGCAGAUGAAGAAGAAGAACAAAAAACUGAUGCCACCGAACAAAAACAACAAGACGUUGAAGAAGUUCUAGCUGAGUUUGCCAAAAAAGACCGCUCCAACUGUAAAAAAGCAGUCAAAAACGGAAUGACAUGCUUCUUAUGCGUUGACAAAAAUAAAGUCCAACACGAAGAGUGCAUGUACAUUGCCGAAAGCAAACCAAAACCAACCCAUAUCGCUUACCACGAAGUUCAAAGACUUAAAGACCCAAAAAACAACAACCCCGAAGAAGAAACUGAAGAAUCUAAAAAGGUUGAAGCAGCUGUAACUCCUAAGAGGAAGAAAUUUUUCAAAAAAGUUGCCACUUCAGAAUUAAAUCCUGCAGCUUCAAAUAAAUACCAAACCAUUGUGCCGUUUGAUUUGAAGGCUUCAGCUAGUGCACCUGAUGCUGAAAGAUUAGAAGACGCACCUCAAAAAGAAGCAAGUGAGCAAACUGAAACUGAAACUCCAACUCCUCCGGAAGUUGAAGUUGGAGAUGAAGAAGGGGCUUACAGCCACGAAACUAAGCCUACUUAUAGUAAACUUUUUGGUACUACUUUGCCCAAAUAUAUGGUAGAGAAGACGGAAUUUGAAAAAGAUUUCGAUGAAGUUUCUGGAUUUUAAGCCACCAAAAAUGUAAUUAGUCCAAAUUUUGGAGUGUGAUAUGAUAUUUGUUGUUUGUUUUUUUUUUGCAAUAAGGGUUUUUGUUAUAAAUAAAUAGAUGUUUUGUUUGUGAUUGUUGACAAUAAAAGUAAUUUAAAAUUU
Ceutorhynchus assimilis (cabbage seed weevil) is the source of this 2855-nucleotide messenger RNA. Lineage: Eukaryota; Metazoa; Arthropoda; Insecta; Coleoptera; Curculionidae. The record is from the annotation of a GenBank genome assembly.